This is a messenger RNA of Penicillium diatomitis, 1680 nucleotides long. RefSeq names its product MFS transporter. Bases 1 to 1680 code for a protein of 559 amino acids. Lineage: Eukaryota; Fungi; Ascomycota; Eurotiomycetes; Eurotiales; Aspergillaceae. The record is from RefSeq and is a predicted model, not a curated record. Gene Ontology annotation, biological process: transmembrane transport. Gene Ontology annotation, molecular function: transmembrane transporter activity. The transcript is spliced from 4 exons.
AUGAGCGUUCAUUCUCACUCGCACGACCCUAUAGGGCACGAUGACCGUUUGACCAAUUCAACAGAUGAUAUUGGGUCCGUUGAGUCUCAAGACACCAAUUCGCGGGCUUCGGAAGAAGCAAAUAGGCGGACAGACACGGCACUCGAAAAGCAGAGCACAGCCGCGUCAGGUCUUUCUGUGCUUGAACAACGGGCACAGUCGAUCGUGUCGCGCAUUCGCAGUCGAGAGCCGGGACAAACAGCCAAAUUCACGCAUCCGCUGUCGCAUACAAAGACCAGCCCUGAUGUAAUAGUCGACUUUGAAGGGCCAGACGACCCUUAUCGACCGUUGAACUGGGGAUUUAAGAAGAAGGCCGUGACGACGGUGCUGUAUGGGUUGACGACCAUGGGCGCGACAUGGGCUAGUUCUAUAUACUCGACAGGCCAGAAACAAAUCGGCCAGCAGUUUGGGGUGUCUCUGGAGGUAUCGACUCUAGGAACGUCACUCCUCCUGUUCGGAUUGGGUCUCGGUCCUCUGGUAUGGGCUCCUCUUUCCGAGGUCUAUGGCCGCAAACCAGCUGUGCUGGCUCCAUAUUUUAUCGCAGCAAUCAUGUCAUUUGGCACAGCCACUGCCAAGGAUCUCCAGACCAUCAUGUUGACGCGCUUCUUUACGGGCUUUUUUGGCUCCGCGCCGGUGACAAAUACCGGUGGUGUGUUGAGCGACAUCUGGACCCCAGAACAGCGAGGUGCCGCAAUUGUCGGAUACGCCAUGGCUGUGGUUGGAGGCCCCGUGUUGGGCCCCAUUGUUGGAGGCGCUAUUGUUCAAAGCUACCUGCAUUGGCGAUGGACCGAAUAUAUCACUGGAAUCAUGAUGAUGUUCUUUUUGACCUUGGAUCUCAUCUUCAUUGACGAAAGUUACCCACCAGUACUGCUAGUCUACAAGGCUCGAAGACUUCGCUUUGAGACCGGCAACUGGGCUCUUCAUGCUCGACACGAAGAAUGGGACGUGACGCUCAAAGAACUCGGGAACAAAUAUCUGGUCCGGCCGUUCCAACUCCUUGCUACUCCCAUCUGCUUCUUGGUCGCACUGUACGCAUCCUUCGUCUACGGAAUUCUCUACCUCAGCCUGGCUGCAUUCCCCAUUGUAUUUCAAGAGAUCCGUGGAUGGAACCAAGUGGUCGGCGCUCUUCCUUUCCUCGGCUACCUGGUGGGCAUCCUCAUCGGUGCCGUCAUCAACCUGUCCAACCAGCGCUUCUAUCUCAAGCGUUUCAAAGCCAACGGCAACCGCGCCGUGCCCGAGGCAAGAUUGCCGCCCAUGAUGAUUGGCUCUGUAAUGUUUGCAGCAGGGCUAUUUGUCUUCGGCUGGACAAGUCCAAAGCACAUCCAUUGGAUUGGUCCCAUCAUCGGUGCCGUGAUGAUGGGCUUUGGAUUCUUCACUAUCUUCCAGGCGGCGUUGAACUAUCUCAUCGACACAUUUCAAACGACCUCGGCUAGCGCAAUCGCUGCAAAUACGUUUUUGCGCUCGGUGUUUGCAGGCUGUUUCCCGCUCUUCACGAGCGCCAUGUUCCAUAAUCUGGGCGUGCCUUGGGCAGCUAGUAUCCUGGGGUUCAUAUCGGUCGCUUUGAUUCCGAUCCCGUAUCUCUUCUACGUUUUUGGAAGGCGGAUCCGGGCACGAGGGAAGUGGUCAAGGGCGUCGUUAUGA